Messenger RNA from Colletotrichum navitas, 649 nucleotides. RefSeq lists its product as uncharacterized. NCBI's taxonomy places the organism in Eukaryota, Fungi, Ascomycota, Sordariomycetes, Glomerellales, Glomerellaceae. Bases 76 to 276 code for a protein of 66 amino acids. The transcript is spliced from 3 exons. The record is from RefSeq and is a predicted model, not a curated record.
CUGGCCGCGGAACAAAUCUCUCUGGCAUUCUACCGCUACCUGAGAUGGCUGACAUGGCCCCUUGAUGCAGGGAGAAUGGACGUGUUGGGAGAGUAUCAUCAUCCCUAUGCUCUUUGCUUUUCCGGAGACUCAUUUAGGUUAUUGCCACAUCCACCUGUCUCACAAUGCCCUCACUCGACCGCGUUCACUAAUCUGAGCCGAACUGUUCCACCGACUAAGCCGGCAGGCAUAUAUCGCCUUUGCCAGGCGGCCGUCCUGCAUCGCCAGGUCUUUUAGAAACGGCUUUUCUCAUAACCUUUCCGGGAAACCGGCACUCGGCGCAAUCGUUCGGCUGUGAAGCAUACGAUCGGACGGUCGCAGCGCAACCGGGGACAGAGAUUACACUCAUUUCGCAACUCCACCAUAGCCCCAUCUCAUAAUAUGUAGCACCACAUCUGCCAACAACAGCCAAUUGGUCGGUUAGCUCAGUUGGUUAGAGCGUGGUACUAAUAUUUCACCUGAAAUGUUGUGUAAUGCCAAGGCCGGGAGUUCAAGCCUCCCACUGAUCAUAGCGUUUUGCUGUUGGUGAUGAUGAUGCGAUAGCAACCAAGGCUUUAUUUUUUAUUUUUAUUCUAUUUUAAUAAUAAAAAAACCCCCCGAGACUUCUUAG